Molecule: messenger RNA, 3672 nt
Organism: Galendromus occidentalis (western predatory mite)
Lineage: Eukaryota; Metazoa; Arthropoda; Arachnida; Mesostigmata; Phytoseiidae
Gene: pea
Product: ATP-dependent RNA helicase pea
Exons: 17
Coding region: 1-3672 (1223 amino acids)
Biological process (GO): spliceosomal complex disassembly; mRNA splicing, via spliceosome
Cellular component (GO): catalytic step 2 spliceosome; intracellular anatomical structure
Molecular function (GO): ATP binding; RNA helicase activity; RNA binding
Source: RefSeq, a predicted model, not a curated record
AUGGAGGAACUGAAGAAGCUCGAGCACCUCUCGCUCGUUUCAAAAAUCUGCACGGAGCUCGAUAAUCAUUUUGGAUUAGGUGACAAAACUCUGGCGGAAUUCAUUAUCCAUUUGGCUGAACAGCAUGGGAGUUACAAAGAUUUUCACAAGGCUCUCGGCGAAGGCGGAGGAUCGGAUUUUCCGGAAUCCUUCACGCAGAACCUUCACCGAAUCAUCACUCGGAUGCGAGAAGCUUCAAAAAAGGACGGCUUCGAGGCCGCGGCUGCUGCGGUGUUCGAAGAUGAUGAUAAGAGGAAAAAAUUCCCUGGACUGGCCAUUCCCAACGAUCGCACGAAAGCUGAAGCCCUCUUCAAAGAGGAAGCCGACGAGAGCGAUCUCAAAGUUGCGGAAGAUGCUCUGGCAGAGCUCGAAGCCCUCGCGCCGGGGGAUGACAAGGAUACGAGAUCCUCGCAGAAACGGAAAAGAUCGCGUUCACGAGAACGCAAACGAUCCCCGGCUCGUCAGAAAGGAAGAUCCAGGUCCCGUGACCGCCGGCGAUCUCGUUCGCGCGAUGGGCGAAGAUCGCGAUCGCACGAUAGGAAACGAAGUCAACGUAGUCGGUCGCGUGAUCGCCACCGAGAUCGAUCCAGAGAUCGACACCGGGAUCGAUCCGAUGACCGCCGCAGGGAUCGAUCGCGAGACCGCAGACGGGACCGAUCGGGAGACCGCAAAAGGGACGGCAAUGAUGAGCGUGGGGACCGUCGCGGCCGAACCGGUGGGGGCGGUCGACCCCCGAGAGAUGCUCGUCCUGUCCAGAAUAAGAUCUAUGAGGGGAAAGUCAAUCAGAUACUCAAGUUUGGCGCUUUCGUUCGUCUUGAGGGCGUCGAGGGCAAAGUCGAUGGUUUAGUUCACAUAUCGGAGCUGAGCAAAACCGGACACGUCAAAGACGUCGCUGAUGUGGUCAACCGGGGAGAUUCGGUCAAAGUCAAGGUCCUCUCCACAAGCGGGAACAGGGUAUCCCUGUCGAUGAAACAGGUUGAUCAGAACACCGGCGAAGAUUUGAACCCGGCAGAUGAGCGACGGGUUCGGGUUCAAGAGGAUGACGACGAACCGAGACCUGGUCCGAGCCGACGAGGCAUGGAAGGCCUCGGUCAGUACGAGGAUGUCGAUCAAGACGUCGACAACAAACGAAGAGUCAACAAAAUUUCCUCGCCCGAACGCUGGGAACUUCAGCAAAUGUUAGCUGCAAACUGCAUCGACAAAUCGCAGCUACCAGACUUCGACGAAGCUACGGGGUUAUUGCCUAAAGAUGACUCGGACGGAGAGGAUAUCGAGAUCGAGAUGGUGGAAGAAGAACCAGCUUUCCUCUCAGGCCACGGUCGCCAAUCUAUCCAUGAUCUAGAUCCGGUUCGAAUCGUCAAAAACCCAGACGGGUCUCUCGCUCAGGCCGCUAUGAUGCAGAGCGCCCUUGCCAAGGAACGCCGAGAGUUGAAACAACAAGCCCGAGAGGCAGAGAUCGAGGCGGCCCCGGAAAACGUGAAGAAACAGUGGAUAGAUCCGAUGCCUGAAAUCGAAGGCGGGCAGCGAACCUUGCCGAGUGCAGCGCGGGCCCUGCCUACAGCCACCGAACUUCCCGAGUGGAAAAAAGCUGUCACCGCUGGCGGCAAGGCAACUUUCGGCAAACGCACAAACAUGACGAUCCUGGAACAACGGCAAUCUUUGCCAAUUUACAAACUGAAAGAUGAACUUGUGAAGGCCGUCAUGGACAAUCAAAUUCUCAUCGUCAUCGGUGAGACAGGAUCCGGAAAGACCACCCAGAUGACUCAGUAUCUCGCGGAAGCCGGGUUCACAACCCGAGGAAAAAUUGGGUGCACUCAACCGAGAAGAGUAGCGGCCAUGUCGGUUGCUAAACGAGUGUCUGAAGAAUUCGGUUGUCGGCUAGGUCAGGAAGUUGGAUACACGAUCCGUUUUGAAGAUUGUACCUCACCGGAAACUCAAAUCAAGUACAUGACGGAAGGAAUGUUGCUCAGAGAAUGCCUGAUUGACCCCGAUUUGAAACAGUACUCCUUGCUCAUGCUCGACGAGGCUCACGAGAGAACGGUCAACACCGAUGUUUUGUUCGGUCUAUUGAAAACAACCAUCCAGAAGCGUCCGGAAUUGAAACUGAUUGUCACGUCCGCCACCCUGGACUCGGUGAAGUUUUCCUCGUAUUUCUACGAGGCCCCGAUCUUCACAAUCCCUGGGAGGACAUUCCCGGUAGAGAUUCUCUACACUAAAGAACCGGAAACGGAUUACCUCGAUGCCUCACUGAUAACGGUGAUGCAAAUUCAUCUUACGGAGCCACCCGGGGACAUUCUCGUCUUCCUCACGGGUCAAGAAGAGAUCGAUACCUCUUGCGAGGUGCUCUAUGAGCGCAUGAGAGCUCUGGGGGCCCAAGUUCCAGAAUUGAUCAUCCUCCCGGUGUACUCGGCGCUUCCGUCAGAGAUGCAGACCAGGAUCUUCGAUCCCGCCCCGGCUGGAUCUCGGAAAGUGGUGAUAGCCACUAAUAUCGCCGAAACCUCAUUGACGAUCGACGGAAUUUACUACGUUGUGGAUCCAGGUUUCGUGAAGCAGAAUGUUUACAAUCCCAAGACGGGAAUGGAUGCCCUUGUCGUCACCCCGAUCUCCCAGGCCCAAGCGAAGCAGAGAUCGGGUCGAGCCGGUAGGACAGGACCCGGCAAGUGUUACAGACUAUACACGGAGAGGGCGUACCGAGACGAAAUGUUGGCCACACCGGUGCCCGAAAUCCAACGGACGGACUUGGCCAUAACGGUGCUGCAGCUGAAGGCCAUGGGCAUCAACGACCUGCUUUCGUUCGACUUCAUGGACGCUCCGCCCCCUGAGUCGCUCAUCAUGGCCCUGGAGCAACUUCAUUCCCUCGGAGCUCUCGAUGACGAAGGUCUCCUGACUCGUCUCGGAAGGAGAAUGGCCGAAUUCCCAUUGAGUCCGCAGCUCGGGAAACUUCUGAUUAUGUCGGUGCAUCUGGCUUGUUCGGAGGAGAUUCUCACGAUCGUGUCCAUGCUAUCGGUGCAGAAUGUUUUCUACCGACCGAAGGACAAGCAGAAUAUUGCCGAUCAGAAGAAAGCGAAAUUCAAUCAAGCCGAAGGAGAUCAUCUGACUCUGCUAGCUGUAUAUAACUCGUGGAAGAACAGCAAGUUCAGCCCGGCGUGGUGUUACGAGAACUUCGUCCAAAUGAGAACUUUGAAACGCGCUCAAGAUGUACGCAAGCAGCUGUUGAGCAUAAUGGAUCGUCACAAGCUGGACGUAGUUUCGUGUGGCAAAAGUAUCGCGAGGGUGCAGAAAGCGAUAUGCUCCGGAUUCUUCCGGAACGCAGCGAAAAAAGACCCACAGGAGGGUUACAGAACCCUUGUCGAUGGCCAGGUGGUGUACAUACACCCCAGUAGCGCUCUCUUUAAUCGACAACCCGAAUGGGUGGUAUACCACGAAGUCGUUCUCACGGCCAAGGAGUAUAUGAGAGAGGUCACGACCAUCGAUCCCAAGUGGCUCGUGGAAUUCGCGAGCUCGUUUUUCCGAUUUGCGGAUCCCACGAAGCUCUCGAAGCACAAGAAGAAUCUGAAACUCGAGCCUCUAUACAACAAAUAUGAGGAGCCGAAUUCGUGGAGAAUUUCUCGCACCAGAAGACGGAGAAAUUGA